CUGCAGCGUGCAGACACCAUGAAGGCGCUCCUGCUUUUCCUCCUAUUAAACAUCUGCCAGACGUCAGCCUACAGCCGUGCCUCUUUGAAGGUCACUCCCAACUGGUCUCAGUUUUUUGAGUACGAGAAAAUCGCUCUGAGCUGUGAGCAGGUCACCUCCGGUGAAUGGACAGUGUGGAGAUACACUACAGAAGGAUCGCAGCUGUCUGACUGCACCUCAGGCUGGGGCACCCAAACCACCUCUAAGUGUGAAAUGAAGACAGUCAAACGGUCAAACUCCGGUGUGUACUGGUGCCAGUCGACACACGGACACAGCAGCAAUGCCAUCAGCAUCACCGUCAGUGGUUUAGAGAACCCAGUGAUCCUGCAGAGUCCCGCUGCCCCUGUGAUGGAGGGCGAUAACAUCACUCUGCACUGUAGAACAAAGAAUCCCUCCAACCUCCCAGCUGACUUCUUCAAAGAUAACACCCUCAUCAAGAGUGAGACCAUGAGUCACAUGACCAUCUACCAAGCUUCUAAGUCUGAUCAAGGUGCCUACAAAUGUCGCAUCAGAGGUCGUGGGGAAUCCCCACCCAGCUGGCUGCUGAUACAAGAUGAUGCCGACCCGCCCACUCUGACACCAUCUCCUAACUCAGCUCAGCUCUUUGAGUACAAGAAGCUGGAUCUGAGCUGUGGCGUUCCUGGAUGGACAGUGAAGAGGUUCACGACCUUCACCGAAGAGCUGUCCGACUGUCAGAAAUGGGGGAAUCCUUCUUCCCAUGGCUGCACCCUCGCCACGACCAAGCAGCCCCACAGCGCCGUUUACUGGUGCGAGUCUCCGACACAGCAGCGCAGCAACUCAGUCAACAUCAGCAUUUAUGCAGGUCGAGAUAACCCAGUGAUCCUGCAGAGUCCCGUCCUCCCCGUGAUGAAGGGAGAUCAUGUUACUCUGCUCUGUGAACCCAAGAACGCUCUCUCCAACAGCCCAGCCACUUUCUCUAAGGAUGACUCCAUCAUUGGAACGGAGCCUAGAGGUCACAUGACCAUCUUCAACGUCACCAAGUCUCAUGAAGGCGUCUACAAGUGUAACAUGAGUGUGGGAGAGUCUCCAUCCAGCUGGCUGUUCAUCAUAGAUCCUGAUGCUCCGGCCCCAUUUUCUCACAAAAGCGUGUCCUCACUGGGAAUGCUGCGCUACAUCUUUGUGUGCUUUCCAUACGCAAUCUCCACAUUCCUCAUGGUGUCCAUAUACCGCAGGUCUACAGGAAGAGACUCACGUGUUUCCAGGACGAUGGCUCCACCCACUGAGGAAGAUGAGGACCAACAGUAUGACGAUGUCAUGCCUGAUGUCACCACUGAGCAUAAUUUUUAAUGCAAACAUGUUGUUUCCUGGUCUGUCGGCUCUUAAUAACAAGAAUUCCUGGUCUUGGUUGAAAACUUUGCUCGUU
This is a messenger RNA of Archocentrus centrarchus (flier cichlid), 1423 nucleotides long. RefSeq names its product Fc receptor-like protein 4. Gene Ontology annotation, biological process: immune response; cell surface receptor signaling pathway. The record is from RefSeq and is a predicted model, not a curated record. The coding region runs from base 19 to 1347 and encodes 442 amino acids. The transcript is spliced from 9 exons. Gene Ontology annotation, cellular component: external side of plasma membrane. Lineage: Eukaryota; Metazoa; Chordata; Actinopteri; Cichliformes; Cichlidae. Gene Ontology annotation, molecular function: transmembrane signaling receptor activity.